Dibothriocephalus latus is the source of this 990-nucleotide messenger RNA. Lineage: Eukaryota; Metazoa; Platyhelminthes; Cestoda; Diphyllobothriidea; Diphyllobothriidae. The record is from the annotation of a GenBank genome assembly.
AUGCUUCCAAAGAUUGCAACUAUAAUCUCAGUUUUUCUGGUUAGUUUGGCGCUGAUUGACGAGACUGUGUCGGUGUCACGCGUCGCCAGCAGCUCAUCUCGCCUUUGGGACCCUAAGUAUACACAAAAUGGAUUAGGCCACGGGCCCUUAGACAAUGUGACAGAAACAGGCUCCACGAACCCCACUGGGCCCUCGUACUUCUCCGAUCUGGUUCAUCUCAUGAGUGGCUAUGGGUCGCAUGAGUGUCACGAGAUUCCUAAGAAGAUGAAACUCUGCACUGGUCUCGGCUACAACAUGAUGGUGCUGCCCAACAGCCUAGAGCAUACGAGGGUUGAAGAGGUGAUUGCUCAGUCGGAGAUUUGGCUGACGCUUGUCAACAUUGGCUGCCAUGAGGAGCUGCGCCUCUUUCUAUGCUCACUUUAUGCUCCGAUUUGUAUUGCGGAUCAUAAAGACAAGCUGAUACAGCCGUGUCGGGAUCUGUGCGAAAGCGUGAGAGGUGCCUGCUUGCCGAUUAUGUCCAAAUUCGGACUCCGUUGGCCUGACAUGGUGACGUGUUCCAAAUUUCCCACAGGCCAAAAUGAGGUCUGCAUUCCUUCGAAGAAGCAGACAAGUAAGCACCGGUUUUACAUGGAGUCAAUUCUAUUCUAUAAAAGCUGUUUAAAAAGUAUCCCUGCGGUGACUAGGACCUUGAGUGAGCAGCCAUUACCCACAUUCCUGGCCCGAGUGAAAGUACAGGAACUUCGGCCGAUAGCAGACGGGAGGAAUGACAGUUACACAAUACGAGGCAGAUUUAGAGCGUUCCCCAACAAACGGCCCACUCGCGGUGUCCCGGCUUCAAAGUUGCAGUAUCGAGUGGACUGUGACUGUCCCAUUAUAAAGGCAGCAGCUAUGCAGCGAAAUGGAGCCGGCCGCUGGCUUGUGAUGGGUAAUCUCUCAGCAGACGGAAACGUAGUUCAGGUAUGUCAAUUUUUUAUGAUAUGUUCUGCGUAA